AUGGAGGACGAGACAGCCGGCCUAGUCGAGGAGGAAGAAGCUGAGGAAGACGAUAACGCGGAUGGCCGUGAAGAGGGAGACUCCGAAGAGGAAGAGGGUGGAGUCCAGCAGAACAAGGAGUCCUGGAAGUAUGAGACUGUGGCGAAGGAGGCCAUCCCACAGGUUGUCCUCCAGCGCUUGGGCGACAGGAUUUAUGGUGGAGAUGCAGCACCUCAGGGACCGCAGAAGGGGAAUUACACCACAGCCAUGAAGAAGAAAGGCACGGGCUCGGAAGGAGGCCGGAUUCAGAGGUCUCCCAACAAAUUCCAGCAGCUGAGGGCCCGCAUCUUCUCCGGCAACGCUGCUGCGAACAAGCGGAAGUUUCUGCGGGAGGUUGUCAAUGUUGAGAACGGGAAGCACCCUAAGGUCGCGCCUGCAGAUGCCGGUGGUGCGGCUGGUGCCUCGGGUGGUGGCGCCAGCAGUGGUCAGGGUCGAGGAAAGGGGAAGGGGAAACGGCGCAAGAUGGCUAGAGUUAACGACGGAGGUGGCGACACGAGCGGGGAAUCCCAAGCGCCCGGUGGCGACGACGCGGCGGGGGAAGACAUCGGCGAGGGAAAAAAGAAAAGUCGUCGGAAGGCAGCGCCGGUGGCGGUGGAGGAGGAUGACCAGGAGGAUCCCCCGAUGGACGUAGGCGGAGAUGACUGGGCCCCCUCGGAAUCGGAGGACGAAGAGGAACUGCGCAGCCGAGGGGGGGCUGUUGGAGAGGGCGGCAUGUCUGACGGGGACUUGCAUGACGUGGCUGACGACAGCUUACUAGACGUGGUGGAAGCAAAGCGUAAGGGUCGCCGCAGGAAAUCUGAGAAGUUCGAUCCGAAAUGUUUCCAGCUCGAGGCAAGGAAGGAGAGAGACGCACGUGACAAAGCGUUCACGGCCACCAUGCUACAAGGUGUAGGAAUGAUCCUCGGCGGGCGCGGGCAGAAGGACGAGCCAGGCGCCGCCGAUAGUGCCGGUGGUGCGUCUGGCGUGGAUCGGGGGAAGAUGGAGGCAGCGGAGAAAUCAGUUUUCCUGCUCAGAAACAUAUGGCAGGACUCGAUUUUGGCUGCGAAGGAAGGUUACGGCAGUCAGGCCGCAGUAAAAAACAAGCACGAGCUAUACCAAAAACCGUUGCCCGACUGGAGGCCUUGA
Messenger RNA from Ectocarpus siliculosus, 1164 nucleotides. NCBI's taxonomy places the organism in Eukaryota, Phaeophyceae, Ectocarpales, Ectocarpaceae. The record is from the annotation of a GenBank genome assembly.